CGGGAGACUUAUUGGCUGUCCUGCAGGACAUGUAUUUAUGCAUGGGGAUAGCCGGAACAUGUGGAUGCGUUAUAUUAUUAUCUCCACCAUUCAACCACCAUUUAUCGUUGAACAAGCCGACGCUAUCAGACGCUGUUCUCUUCUAUGUGGUUUACGUGUAUGAAGUAAUUAUUAAUAACAGAAAUAGUUGUUUUCGAUUAUUAUUGCCAGUGUAAUCAGAACAUAUUUUGAGCGCAAAGGUCCUUGUUAUUUUCAAUAAUGAGUGGCAAAUGGCAAAGUGACAGGAGAGGAAGCAGAAUGGAUAGAAACAAUCAUUCUCAGAGAUAUAAUAGAUCAUCCGAAGAUAACUGGAAGGAGCCACAUACGUCAAACUACAACAACAGCUCAUCUAGGAGGAAUACCAAUAGAUCAUCCGAAGAUGAUUGGAAGGAGUCAAGUACACCAAACUAUGGCAACAGUUCAUAUAACAGAAGUGGCAAUAGAUCAUUUGAUGAUGAGUGGAAGGAAUCAAGUACACCAAACUAUGGCAAUAGUUCACAUAACAGAAGUACCAAUAGAUCAGUCGACGAUGAGUGGAAUGAGUCGAGUUCAAGAACCUACAGCAACAGUUCAUAUAGGAGGAACACCAACAGCAACUCAAACAAUACAAAUGGGCUUGUCAUACAUAUUGAUAGCGACAAAAUUGGAAAACUUAUUGGAAAAGGUGGCAGUAAAAUUAAAGCUUUGCAAGAUGAGAGCAAUGCUAAGAUUAAUAUUGACAGACAAUCUUCUGAUAAUGGACAGACUGCUGUAACGCUGAUCGGUACAGAUGAUGCACAACAACGAGCUAAGGGCUUAAUAGAAGAGUUAUUAACUGAUCAAAAUUAUUCACAUCGAAAUGUCAGAACUGUACAAAAUACAGAAAAGUCUGAGCCUGAGCCUGAGCCUGAGCAGAAACAAGAUGAUAUUGAUUGGUCAACUUUUGACUGGGCCAAGGCUAAUGCAGAAUAUGAGGAACGUCAGAAGCAAAAAUGGGCAUCUUUGCCUCCUAUCAAAAAGAAUUUUUACAUAGAAGAUCCAGUUGUUGCCAAAAUGUCUGAAAAGAAAGUAGCUGACAUCAGGACAAGUAAUAAUAACAUAGAAGUUAGACAUAUUUUCGAGAAAGAAGAAGGCUCUGAUAACGAAUUAAAAAUACUAAAUCCUGUUGAAACUUUUGAACAAGCUUUUCAACACUACCCGGAUAUUCUUAAGGAAAUACAGAAGCAAGGAUUUGAAAAGCCUAGUCCCAUACAGUGUCAGGCAUGGCCUAUUCUACUGAGUGGUCAGGAUCUUAUUGGAAUAGCGCAAACCGGCACAGGAAAAACUCUCGCUUUUUUACUGCCUGCUUUGAUUCACAUCGAUGGCCAAGUAACUCCACGCGAAGAGCGUACUGGACCAAACGUUCUCGUUAUGGCACCAACGAGAGAAUUGGCAUUGCAAAUUGAAAAGGAAGUGGGAAAGUAUUCUUAUCACGGUAUUAAAGCGGUUUGCGUGUAUGGUGGUGGAAAUCGCAAAGCGCAGAUCGACGUUGUCACUAAAGGCGUGCAGAUAGUAAUUGCGACUCCUGGAAGGUUAAAUGAUUUGGUGCAAGCGAAAAUAUUAGAUGUAUCAGCUGUGACAUAUCUCAUACUCGACGAAGCGGAUCGUAUGUUAGACAUGGGUUUCGAACCACAAAUUCGUAAGAGCUUACUGGGUGUGCGGCCAGACAGACAAACUGUUAUGACAAGCGCUACGUGGCCUGAAGGCGUAAGAUAUUUAGCAAAAUCGUACAUGAAAAAUCCGAUUCAAGUAUUCGUUGGAUCACUUGAUUUAGCAGCUGUCCACUCUGUAACGCAGAGGAUUGUUAUGAUUGAUGAAUCUGAAAAGUUAGACAUGAUGUAUCAGUUCUUUCGAGAAAUGGGACCUCAGGAUAAGGUGAUAGUAUUUUUUGGUAAGAAAGCCAGAGUGGACGAUGUCUCUAGCGAACUAGCUUUAACGAACAUUGACUGCCAAAGUAUUCACGGCGACAGAGAGCAAGCGGACAGGGAACAAGCGUUAGAAGAUUUGAAGACUGGAGAGGUGCAAAUUCUUCUUGCGACCGAUGUGGCCAGUCGAGGAAUCGACAUUGAAGAUAUUACACACGUGUUUAACUUUGACUUCCCGCGGGAUAUAGAGGAAUACGUUCACAGAGUUGGGCGUACCGGACGCGCCGGUAAAACGGGCGAAAGUAUCACUCUGAUGACGAGGAGUGACUGGCAUCAUGCUAAGCAACUUAUUCGUAUACUCGAAGAGGCUAGUCAAGAAGUACCUGAAGAAUUAUAUAAAAUGUCUGAAAGGUAUGAGGCAUUUAAAACUAAAAGGAAAUCCGAGGGUGAUGGUAGAAGCAGAUAUGGUACUGGCGACAGAAGUAGAUACGGUAACAAAAAUAGACAUCGUGAUAAUCAGUGGUUUUAAGAUCCACCGGAUUAAUGAUACAAGACUUACUUUCGCCUCGGAUUUAUGUGUUUAAAUAUAUAUCAAAUGAUUAAAAGUUUUAUUUAACUUAAUUUUAUAUACAGGAUUAUUAAUAUGAAACCAUUGUGAUAUUUCUACAGUGGAACUUUGAACUUUUUUGGUUUCUCUAUUUUGCCACAUCUUGUCUUACUCUUUCGUCAUUUCAUAUCUGCUUUUGAUGUGAAGCGAUGAAAGAACAGCGCAAGAAGUAAAAAUUGUAAAAUAUAGAGAUUCUAUUGUGAGAUUUUAAGAAAAGUAAUCUCGGGGAACAAUUAUUUUUA
This is a messenger RNA of Linepithema humile (Argentine ant), 2771 nucleotides long. Its product is annotated as probable ATP-dependent RNA helicase DDX43. Gene Ontology annotation, molecular function: RNA binding; ATP binding; RNA helicase activity. NCBI's taxonomy places the organism in Eukaryota, Metazoa, Arthropoda, Insecta, Hymenoptera, Formicidae. The record is from RefSeq and is a predicted model, not a curated record.